Messenger RNA from Rangifer tarandus platyrhynchus (Svalbard reindeer), 486 nucleotides. NCBI's taxonomy places the organism in Eukaryota, Metazoa, Chordata, Mammalia, Artiodactyla, Cervidae. The record is from the annotation of a GenBank genome assembly.
AUGGACCAAGAAGCCGUGGGCAAUAUCGUCCUGCUGGCCAUUGUCACCCUCAUCAGCGUGGUCCAAAAUGGGUUCUUUGCCCACAAGGUGGAGCACGAAAGCAAGACCCACAAUGGGCGGAGCUUCCAGAGGACUGGGACGCUGGCCUUCGAGCGGGUCUACACUGCCAACCAGAACUGUGUGGAUGCCUACCCCACCUUCCUCGUCAUGCUCUGGAGCGCCGGGCUUCUCUGCAGCCAAGUUCCUGCUGCCUUUGCUGGACUGAUGUACCUGUUUGUGAGGCAGAAGUACUUCGUUGGCUACCUAGGGGAGAGGACUCAGAGCACGCCUGGUUACAUAUUUGGGAAACGCAUUAUCCUGUUCCUAUUCGUCAUGUCCCUCGCUGGGAUACUCAACUAUUUCCUCAUUGCCUUUUUCGGAAGUGACUUUGAAAACUACAUCAAGACCAUCACCACCACCAUCUCCCCUCUUCUUCUCAUCCCUUGA